This is a messenger RNA of Clarias gariepinus (North African catfish), 2691 nucleotides long. Its product is annotated as alpha-2-macroglobulin-like. The transcript is spliced from 19 exons. The record is from RefSeq and is a predicted model, not a curated record. Gene Ontology annotation, cellular component: extracellular region. Lineage: Eukaryota; Metazoa; Chordata; Actinopteri; Siluriformes; Clariidae. The coding region runs from base 107 to 2221 and encodes 704 amino acids.
UGUAUUUCAGCCCUUCUUCCUUGAGCUCUCAUUGCCCUACUCUAUUAUCCGGGGAGAGUUUUUUGAGCUGAAGGCCACUGUCUUUAAUUAUCUUUCCAAAUGCAUUAUGGUUAAAGUGACUCCGGCCCCUUCCUCUGACUACACUCUGAAACCCUCUUCUGAUGGCGUGUAUUCAUCCUGCCUGUGUGAAAAUGGCAGAAAGACCUUCAAAUGGACUCUGAUUCCUACUGUGCUUGGUGUCUUGAAUGUGACAGUGAGUGCAGAGGCAGAACAAUCCCAGACUGUGUGUGACAAUGAGAUUGUGAGUGUUCCAGAGAGGGGCCGCGUUGACACAGUUACACAAAGUCUGAUUGUACAGGCUGAAGGGACUGAACAGAUGAAGAGCUGGAGCUGGUUAUUAUGUCCACAGGGUAACAGUCUUUGGGAGGACUUGAAGCUAAUUCUUCCAGAGAAUGUAGUAGAAGGAUCAGCACGAGCUUCUGUUUCAGUACUUGGAGACAUACUUGGCUGUGCAUUAAAAAAUCUUGAUGGACUACUAGAGAUGCCACAUGGCUGUGGAGAACAAAACAGUGCACUCCUCGCCCCUAAUAUCUACAUACUUCAGUAUUUAGAGAACACCAAGCAGCUCACAACAGCUAUACAUGAGAAGGCUACUGAUUUUCUUAAAAAAGGAUACCAAAGGCAACUAAAUUAUAAACAUCGAAAUGGUGCAUAUAGCACAUUUGGCAGUGGAGUGGAGAACACAUGGUUAACUGCUUUUUUUUUGAGGAUCUUCGGUAAAGCACAACGUUACAUCUUUAUUGAUCCAGAAAUCCUUAACAGUGCAAAGCAAUGGCUUAUAGGUAUGCAGAGUUCAGAUGGCUGUUUUAUGCUUCAGGGAAGUCUGUUCAAUAACAGGAUGAAGGGUGGUGUAAAUGAUGAUGUGACCAUUACUGCCUACAUCACUUUAUCAUUACUUGAAUUGGGCAUUACAGUGCAGGAUCCUGUUGUAAAUAAAGGGUUGUUGUGCUUAAAAUCUUCUAUUGGUUACGUGAAAAACACCUACACCACUGCAUUGUUGGCCUACACCUUCAGCCUGGCUCGAGAGAACGAAGUUCGAGAGCAGUUACUAAAGGAGUUGGAUAAUCUUGCCAUUCGAGCAGAUGCUCGCCUGCACUGGUCUCAGUCAGCAUCAGAUGACUUUGCCGUCUUGUCAGUGGAAAUCAGUUCCUACGUGCUGCUGGCUGUUCUUACUGCAGGUCAACUCACUGCUGCUGAUUUGGGCUAUGCUAACAGGAUAGUAAGUUGGCUGGUGCAGCAACAAAAUCCUUAUGGAGGUUUUUCCUCCACCCAGGACACAGUUGUGGCUCUCCAGGCUCUGGCUCUGUACUCCACUAAAGUAUUCGGUUCAGAUGGCUCUAGUACAGUAACUAUAAAGUCAGUGGGUGGAGACAAUCACACCUUUAAUGUAAACCAGAAUAAUAGGUUACUGUACCAAGAAAGAUCAUUGCAGGAUAUUCCUGGCAAAUACAGCAUUGAGGUGAAGGGCUCCACCUGUGUGUCAGUGCAGGCAGCACUUUUCUACAAUAUCCCGACACCAUCUGAAACCAGUUUUUUGAGCAUCAAGGCUACGACAUGCAGGAAAUCAUUAAGAGAACCUCUGUUCCUGAAGUUCACUAUCACAUAUUCUGGACCAUUUAAAAGUACUAACAUGAUCAUAGUGGACAUCAAGCUUUUAUCAGGGUUCACAGCAGAUCCUAAUGAACUAAAAAAAGCCACAUUCGUGAAAAGAGUUGACUCCAAAAAUGACCAUGUUAUCAUGUAUAUCGAAGUGCUCCAAAGGAAUGUUCCUAUCAGCUAUGAGUGUCACAUUAAACAGGUCCUUCAUGUUAAGAAUUUGAGGCCAGCUGUGAUAAAAGUUUAUGAUUACUACCAAACAAGUGACCAGUCUGAGACGGAGUACACCUCCCCAUUUGGAUUUCACAUUUGCAGUGGACAUGCAGGAAUCUCUUUGUCUAUUUGCUAUCGCCUGUUUGAGCUGUUAAAUGAUGCAUCGUCUUUACAUCUAUACGACGUCUAUAUGACGUAUCUUUAUCAUCCGAAAUUUGCUGGUAUGUGGACGGGAAGCUGCAGCAUCAGCUAUGACUUCGCAAACAUCGCGAGAAUAUAUCGCGAGAAGAGAACACAGUUUGUUGACAAGACAAACGUUUGGCGGGCGUGUGGAAAAGCAGUUUGUGACUGAAAAGUGUCCUGUCUGCAUCUGGCUUUAAAAGUUUCCUGACCAACCGUAUCUAUCGGUCAUAUUUAAAAGUCAUAACGUACUGUUAAAGUACAAAACGUUUGUGUUGGUGUAUUUUUUUUUUCUAUGAAUAAUACUUAUUUGUGGUGUUUUAUGUUUUGUACAUCUUUUCAAAUUGAGACCUAAUUUGUAAGUUGCUGCUGGUGUAAAUAUAAAAUAAAAAUCUCCGUUUUAUCCCGUUUGUCUUAUGCUUCCUUCCUUCACAGAAUUCUGUUGACCAUGGUUAAUUAUAAUUAUGUAAAAUAAUGCGAGGGGGUGUUUUAAUAAAACGACGUCUAUCCGACAUGAAUCAGACAUUUGGCAGAUGUUUGAACAUCUGAUUAACAUCGUCUAAAGAGCGGAUCAGGGGCAUUUUAAUUCAUUUAUGUCUUAAAUACGUAGGCUAGGCGUCGUUCUAACAUCGGGCACGGACG